UUUUACAGUGUCAACAUGGCGGAUCAAACAGAAAGAGCCUUCCAGAGACAACCAACGAUCUUUUUGAACCGCAAAAAGGGCGCGGGUGGUAAGAAGAAAUCGCUCCGAUACCACCGCGAAGUUGGGUUAGGGUUCAAAACACCUAGAGAGACCGAGCGCGCUUUCCAAAAACAACCCACGGUUUUUCUUAACCCCAAACAAGCCAGCAAAAAGAAGGUUGUAAGGUUAUCAAGGAAUGUAGGGCUCGGGUUCAAAACCCCUAGAGAGGCCAUCGAAGGUCACUACAUCGACAAAAAAUGCCCAUUCACCGGCAACGUGUCGAUCCGAGGCCGUAUCCUCACCGGAGUCGUCCAGAAAAUGAAAAUGCAGAGGACCAUCGUCAUCCGCCGUGAUUACCUCCAUUACAUCCGGAAAUACAACCGUUUCGAAAAGAGGCACAGGAACAUGUCCGUGCAUCUUUCUCCUUGCUUCAGGGACGUUGAAAUCGGAGAUGUAGUGACGAUCGGCGAAUGCAGACCACUUUCCAAAACUGUUAGAUUUAACGUAUUAAAAGUUACGAAGGGCAGUAGCGCAAAGAAGAGCUUCAAGAAAUUCUAAGUACAUAUAGAUUAUGUAAUACAUUCUUCUUUUUUUAAGUUA
This is a messenger RNA of Anthonomus grandis grandis, 639 nucleotides long. RefSeq names its product 40S ribosomal protein S11 (gene RpS11). Gene Ontology annotation, molecular function: structural constituent of ribosome. Gene Ontology annotation, biological process: translation. The record is from RefSeq and is a predicted model, not a curated record. Lineage: Eukaryota; Metazoa; Arthropoda; Insecta; Coleoptera; Curculionidae. Gene Ontology annotation, cellular component: ribosome; cytosolic small ribosomal subunit. The coding region runs from base 16 to 597 and encodes 193 amino acids. The transcript is spliced from 5 exons.